GGGCCGCGGAGGAGGCGGGAGGGCCGGGCUGAAGCCAGCCUGCUCCCCGCCCCUUCCCGGUGCCGGUGCCCGGCCCUCGGUCCCCCCGGUCCUGUGUGGCGGGCGGCGCCUGUGGCGGGCGGAGGGGAGUUUCCAGGAAGUGGCCAUAUUGGAUCCAUUCAGCCGCAUCCACCCGCGGCGGGGAGAGCCGCGCUCCCGCCGCCGGAGCCCCGCCAGCCCCGGCCAUGGCCGCCACCGACCUGGAGCGCUUCUCGAAUGAAGAGAAGAGGAACCUUUCCCUGGGGGGCCAUGUCGGCUUUGACAGUCUCCCCGAUCAGCUGGUCAGCAAGUCUGUCACACAAGGCUUCAGCUUCAACAUCCUCUGUGUGGGUGAGACCGGCAUUGGGAAAUCCACACUAAUGAACACCCUCUUCAAUACCACGUUUGAGACGGAGGAAGCCAGUCACUAUGAGAGCGCAGUUCGCUUGCGGCCGCGGACCUAUGACCUGCAGGAGAGCAACGUCCACCUGAAGCUAACGAUUGUGGAUGCGGUUGGAUUUGGGGAUCAGAUAAAUAAAGAUGAAAGUUACAGGCCGAUAGUUGAGUACAUUGAUACGCAGUUUGAAAACUAUUUACAAGAAGAGCUGAAAAUCCGUCGAUCUCUCUUCAACUAUCAUGACACGAGGAUUCAUGUCUGCCUCUACUUCAUCACCCCAACCGGGCACUCGCUCAAGUCCUUGGACCUGGUGACGAUGAAGAAGCUGGACAGCAAGGUGAACAUCAUCCCGAUUAUUGCCAAAGCAGACACCAUCUCCAAGAGCGAGUUGCACAAGUUCAAGAUAAAGAUAAUGAGCGAGCUGGUCAGCAACGGCGUGCAGAUCUAUCAGUUCCCCACAGACGACGAAGCGGUCGCGGAGAUCAACUCUGCGAUGAACGGUCAUCUGCCCUUCGCUGUGGUCGGCAGCACGGAGGAGGUGAAAGUUGGGAACAAGCUGGUGAGAGCUCGGCAGUACCCCUGGGGAGUGGUGCAAGUUGAGAAUGAAAGUCACUGUGACUUUGUGAAACUGCGGGAAAUGCUGAUUCGAGUCAAUAUGGAGGAUCUUCGAGAGCAGACUCACACCCGUCACUACGAGCUGUACAGGAGGUGCAAACUGGAAGAGAUGGGCUUCAAGGACACGGAUCCAGACAGCCAGCCCUUCAGCCUCCAAGAAACAUAUGAGACCAAAAGGAAAGAGUUCUUGGGCGAGCUCCAGAAGAAAGAGGAAGAAAUGAGACAAAUGUUUGUUAACAAAGUCAAGGAGACGGAGGCAGAGCUGAAGGAGAAGGAGAGAGAGCUGCAUGAGAAAUUUGAGCACUUAAAAAGGAUACACCAGGAAGAGAAAAGGAAGGUGGAGGAGAAGAGGAGGGAGCUGGAGGAAGAGAUGAACGCCUUCAACAGGCGGAAAGUAGCGGUGGAAACCUUGCAGUCCCAAUCCUUGCAGGCUACCUCACAGCAGCCGCUGAAGAAGGACAAAGACAAGAAAAAUUAAUCACACACAGACUUUCAGGCCAAGAGUGGACUUGGUGCUUUCAUGUGUUAAGUUGCUUGAGUUUCCCACCCUGUGACCCUUCUCAUAACAUUGUGUGAGUGGACCAAAGUGAAAGAGAAAAUGAGCAUCUUCGAUGGUUGCAGUGUAACGACUCGCUGUUAUCUGUACAGAAUUUAUCAGGAGGUUUUAAGGAAGUAACCUUACCACGUACAGUUUGUUAAACUAAGUCAACUAAUCCCUAAAGUAAGAUGUUUUGUUCUAAACCCAGUGAUUGAGCAGCCGUGUAUAAAGUGACCAUAACUCUGUCUACACUCAUCUUACCUACCAGCUAAAUAAUUGCUUUCUAGACUUUUUUUUUUUUUUUAAUUGACUAAGGUGACUGCUUGAGGCUCAUUUGCCUUCCCCUGUACAUGCACAAAGGUGAGAAGUGGUAUGAAGAAUGAUGAAAUGUUUAUUUUUCUAACAAAAUUCUCAAUUUGACUAAGUCUUUAGAAUGGGUAGAAAAACACAAUGCUUAGACUUUCUGCCCUGGGAAUCUUAGUCAGAGUAACCCUCAUUCCAAUAAUUAUAUAUUUUAAUCCUGAAUUACUCUAAACACUUUCUACAUCAUUUAUAAUAUAUAUAUAUAUAUAUAAAGAGAGAAAGAGUGGUUAAUAAAAUUCAUAGGACAAUGUUUUGAAUUUUCUUUACUGCUAAAGUAGAACAUUUAUAUAGAAAGAUUUUUUUUGUGAGAGUUUGUUGUAUAAUGUGGAACUACAGGAUUUGUGUAACUUUCUAGGUGUCAUUUACCAAUGUAUUUUACUGUUGUGGAAAAAAUAUUUAAGCAGUCAUCGUUACUUUUACUCUUUAACCUUAAACUUAUUAUGUGCCUAAUAAGGAGAAUCCCUCGAUCUUGAGCUAUGCACUGUAUUUAUGCUGACAGGCUUCAGACCUCUUAGAAGGUGCUUCCUUUAACACUCCUCAUGCCUAGAAAUCGCAGCCUUGCUUUCCUGGCCAACUGAGCUUUGAGUAAUGAUUAGGACCAAUAUUAUUUUUUUCCACUCAAACCAUUUUGUGAUAAGGCAGGACAAUAACUAAAUAGACACUUACUAGCUAUGUUGUCAUGGAAAAAUAGCUGGACCCAAUUCCAUCCAUUUAUCCAUCAGAUAAUAGGCUAAAAGAAAGCAGAUGUUUUAUAUUAACCCCCACAUAUAGAGUUUAUAAAAACACUGGCUGGCUAAGUGUUAGUUGUGAGUGUGUGCAUUUUUAUUUAGUUAUUAAUGUUACAGGAUUGUUCUGAUUUUUUUUUUUUUCUCUUAAAGACUUGUCUUUAAGCUUAGAUGUCAGCAAAUCCCUUAUUUGACUGCAGAUGGAGGUGCACACCUUGCAUCUGCGCUGUUACAGGUCUGCCUCAGGGCAGCAUUUUGCUGGAUCGGAAGAUGAGGUUCUUUAACUUGCAUAUCCCAUUAAAGCAGCUUUUUUUUUUUUUUUUUCUUUCUUUUUUCUUUUUUUCCUUUCUAAAUACAUGCUCAGGUGUUAAACUGUUUUCAAAAGACAUUGGCCUUUUAUAUGAACAUACUGAAAAUCAUGUCAGUGGUACUUGAUGUUUGUAAGAAAGAACCUUAUGAAGAUCUCACCUUUUAGAAUAGGCCAUUUUUCAAAGAGUAAAAAUUAUGCCUGCCUGUUAGGAAUCUGCUGAAAGCUGAACAUCUGACUUUUCAGGCUGUGCCUCUGGGUUAGAUGUGUUUUAAAGAGUGACCGUCAAAUGUUAGGAGGGUUAACUUGGUUUUCUUAGAAAAAUGUACAAGGAACUCAACCUAUUGUUACAUGCAAGAAGGCAAUUCCAGCUCACCACUGACCACAGUCCAAUCAGGUAGCAGAUUAGAGGCAGGAUUUUGAUUUUUGCUAAUGAGAGAAACUCUGGUGCCCUAAUUGCAUGAGAAAGCAGCGCUAUUUGGUUCAUUGUUUGGCUUCUCAAAGCCGAUGCUACGAAGGCUGGAAUGAAACAGUAACUGAUGAUCGUGGGUGCGCAAAGAGCUGCCUGGGCAUCGCUUUUCCAGUCAACAGUUUCCUCCCGAUCUCAUGCUGCAGCCAGCAAGAUCUGUGCAAAUGAUUUCUGUCUGCCCUGGCUCAUCAGAGAUCAAUUCUUUUUUCCUAGAAUAACAGGUAGUUAAGAACAAUGAUGAGAACGAUGAAAGAGUAAAAACCUUCAAAUUCAUGGGCAUUGUGGAGAAAUUUCCAGCUUUUUCUGAUGAAGACAUUCAGAAUGUAUGUAACAGUAUUUUAACGAUGAUGAUUAUUAUAUUACAUUGACUUUAUGUUGUGACAGACGUACUUUUUCCUGGUAGUUACUUGUUCUUUAGAGCAGUCAACAUCAUAAGCUCCCCAAUGGCACUUGGUCAUUUUUUUUUUUUUCUCUAGUACUUGAUUUUUCCUUUUGGCUGAAACAAGACUUAAGUAUGUGGUAUAUAGGGUAGUUCUGCAUCUUAUUUUUAUUUAACAAGUUACAAAUACAUGGCGAUGCUAAUCUCACUCCAGUCCGAAGAUUUGCAUCUUGUUGCUAGAAGAAAAACCCUUCAGAAAUGACUGGAACCGUUCAGUUACACAUCUUUCAGCUGGUUUACACAUGUAUCUGUAAAAGGUUUGGUAUUAAUGGGAAAAACGAUCCUUUUUUUUUUUUUUUUUUUUUUUUUAUUGUUUAAACAUUUACCAUUGUGUUUGUUGUCUGCUUUCUAAUUUAAAAUGUGUUUUGCAGGGCUCUGAGCUCUGUAGCUUCCUGCCUGGCUGUGGUGGAUGCCCCGGGGGUGGAGAUGGGGGGGUUGGCUCAGAGCUCGGGGAGGUGCCGGGGGAGCACCAGCCUCUCGGGCGCGCUGCAUCCGUUCGCUUUGUCAUUCCAAAUCUGUUGGGGCUGGUUUGUUUUUUGAGCUUUCGUUUCUUUCCACUCACUUUGUACUUUUUUUCUUUUAUUAAAUUUCAUGUGUAUUUUGAGUUUUUGUGGUGUCAUUUAUUUAGUGGUGGAUUUUCUGUGUUAAUUAGUAGAUCUCUGUUGAAAUAAUAAUGUGUAACGGUUGGAAGCUUACCAGCCAUAGGAUGUCUUAUGACUAUUGGGAACAUUCAAAAAUAAAAUCAGCUAAUUUCUACAUCGUACAGUAUGUAGAAAAGCACCUCGUCUGUAAUCUGGGGAGAAAUUCUAAGAUAUUCAUUCAAAUGCCAUCCCUAUUUGGGCAAAAGUUGUCUUUAAGCUUCUUGGCACUUUUCCUUUGUGGGAUCAGGUGGCUGAGCAAGUAGAUUUACUGGCAGUUUCGCUGUUGUAAUGGUGCUGAAAGAGCUGAUUUAAGGGCAGGAUGAAAAGGGAGAGGAGAUGGGGGGUGAUGCUAUCCUAAUGGUUCUUCCAAAGCUGCAUGUUUUUUCUGGAGAAGCACAUCAUACGCUUUUUGACUUAGAUCAAGUCCAAAAAAAGAGCACAGCUUCAGUUUGGGGAUCUUUUUUUCAGAGGGAGCUGCUGCUGAAACUUUACCUGUUCUUGGUGUCUGUUCUGUGGGCCAUUGCUGCGUGUGAAGUUACAUUCAGUUAAUUUAGGGUCUCCCUGGGUUUUGGUUUGGUUUUUUUUUUUUUUUUUUUUGGUAUUGGACUGAGAUCAGUGUUGCACUUAAGAGAGAACUGGCAAGUGGAGUUUGGCUGAUGCAGUGUUUGCUGAAGUGGUGCUCCUGACGGGAGUUUUUCCUGCAGCCCCAGUUUCAAGAACAAAACCAAGUCAGUGAUCCUGGCUGCUUCCGAAAUCCUUUUGGAAAAGUGCAGGUGGACUGUGCUGUGGCUGCCGGAGUUGGCUUGUGUGCGAGCCCUCUGCUUUUUGCAUUUAACACUCAGCUUGCUUCGAAGACAGAGGGCACUUCUGCCCAUCGUAUGCGCUCCCUGUUUGCAUCCCACCUCCUUCCAAGGCCGGGACGAUUACCCCAGCGGUACGGGGGUCCUGUGCUGCACAGCCUCCCACAGAGAGCUGACCAGAGGCGAUGGUUGGAGCUGGGGUGGUUUCGCCUGUAGCAAUCACCAACAAAGUGGAGGUGAAAGUCGGAGCCUGCGCUGGGUUAGAGCUGUCACUUGAGGCUGCUAAAUUUUUGAAGGAUGAGGCUUAGUGGGGACUUAGCAGUUGAUACCAAGUGGUUUGUAUAAAAUGUUUUCCAACCUUUUCCAUCCCGAUCCUUUUGAAAGCCAAAGCUUGUAGGAGACCAGAGAAGAGAAAGUGCGUUCAGGUACAUAAAAAUGAAUUGGGCAACUGAAGUGGUAAAGUAGCUGAUAAUUUUAAAGGUGGGCCACCUCGGGAUUCAGGAUGACGUACGUUGGCGAGUAUUUUUCCGCAGGAGCGCUGUUAAGCUCAUUCAUUAACAUUUGUGUAAAGCUCCCCGCGAUGCUUGCGAGGGGACGGGAGAUGCGAAGUGUUGUUAUAAAAGCAGUUUGGCGGCGAGGUAGCUACUGCCCGGGCUUUGCAGCUCCAGAGCUGAAGCGCAGUGCCCAGGCCCUGGGACACUCUGGUGUUUUCCGUUUGGGAGGCAGCCAGGGCAGAGCGAAGCCGCCGGCUCAGGCUACGACGGCUCCACAGCUCUCCCAGCCCCGCGUCUCCGGGCACCGUCAGCAGUCUUUCCUCAUUAAGAUUUUAAAUCCAUCCUCUGAUUACCGGUUCCAAACAAGGUCUUGGCAGCCGUGAGAGCUUCUCCCAAGUUGCGCUGGUUUAAAUUCAGAUGUUGUAUCCAGCCCCGCACGCUCAGGCGGCAGAUGUUGGAUUUGUACUUUGACCUUUCAUGCUGUCUUUACUUCAUGUAAAUAAUUGAAACUUAA
Messenger RNA from Tyto alba (common barn owl), 6320 nucleotides. It is a transcript of the gene SEPTIN8, whose product is annotated as septin 8. The transcript has 10 exons. Lineage: Eukaryota; Metazoa; Chordata; Aves; Strigiformes; Tytonidae. Gene Ontology annotation, cellular component: septin ring; septin complex; microtubule cytoskeleton. The coding region runs from base 225 to 1508 and encodes 427 amino acids. The record is from RefSeq and is a predicted model, not a curated record. Gene Ontology annotation, molecular function: GTPase activity; GTP binding; molecular adaptor activity. Gene Ontology annotation, biological process: cytoskeleton-dependent cytokinesis.